This is a messenger RNA of Pieris rapae (cabbage white), 1780 nucleotides long. Its product is annotated as solute carrier family 66 member 3. The record is from RefSeq and is a predicted model, not a curated record. The coding region runs from base 406 to 1107 and encodes 233 amino acids. Lineage: Eukaryota; Metazoa; Arthropoda; Insecta; Lepidoptera; Pieridae. The transcript is spliced from 5 exons.
AAUGUAAUUUGAAGCAAUAUUACAAUUUUUGUAGAUGAAUUCAAUUGCGGAUAAUUAACCCAAAAUAAAUAAACAUUACAAUUUUUUCAAGAAUAGUCUGAUAAGAAACUAUGAUAAUCCAAGUACAAAGUCUUAUAUAUUAAUUAUUUUCAUGAUAAUGCAAGUAAUAAUGCUUCAAAGUACACCUACGCUUAUCCUAAUAAUAACUUAGCGGCGGGUGUAGAUAGGUGAGACUCCCCUGAAAACUGCGAGGGUUGAGGGAGAUGGUGAAUAUACGCACAAAAGCUUGAUAUUCAAUUUACUGCAACCGUGAUCCGGCACUGUGCAAAGUCUUGCAUUCGUUGUGCAUGUGUCGUUAGUGUAUCCCAAAUUGUAAAUUGUAAUAAAUUCGAUAUUGAAACCAAUAUGGAUGCCUGGAAAGUAGAAUUACAAGCUUUUGCUGUAGAUUUUUUAAAUUGGGCCAUAGUACUCACAUGUUUAUUUUUAAAAGUUCCACAAAUCUUUCACUUAACCAACAAGAGACCAAGUGAAAUUAAAGGCAUAAGUCUUCAAGCUAUUGCAAUGGAAAUUAUUGGAUACUCUAUAAUGGCAAUGUAUAAUUUUAAAAAUAAGUACACAUUAGCUACUUAUCUGGAAUAUUUAGCACUACUGAUUCAGGAGUAUAUAAUGUUGUUUUAUGUAUUAAGAGCUAAAGGACACCUGGCUAACAAGUACACAUCAAUGAAUGCUGUCUUAUAUAUUGUAUCCGUAUCUGCAUUCUUGCUUGAAAUAAUACCUAAGGAGACCCUUAAUUAUCUUGUUCCAAUAUGUUUGCCUUUGAGUGGUGUUGCUAAGGUAACGUACAUUCGAGGAAUGAUCAAUGCAUCUAAUUCAGAUGCUAUAUCAAUGGAAACUUGGGCCAUGUCUGCUUUAACUAAUGCUGGUCGCUUUUUCACUGUUUUCAUGGAUUCCGCCGACAAACACCUGUUACUUAAUUAUUCGGUGUCGGUGAUAUUGAGUACUGCAGUUUUGGGAACAGCGGCCUAUUAUCAACUGCAGGCACAAACACCUAUGAUUUCAACCCGCCGCCGUGAGCCCUCUGUACGUCGUCACUACCACGUCGAUUAAGGCAAAAAUACAAGCGAUCGGAAUUGAAUUGUAAUGAUAUUAAGUCAACGGUCUAUAAUAAUGCAAUCGUCGUUUAUGUAUAGUAAAUAAAAUGAUCUGUUUUCUUUUUUUACUGAUAUAGCGAAACGGACAAUGUGUUGUUAAGAAUAAUUAUUUUUUGUACUAGUUUCUGUUGGUAGUUGAAGUAAGCUCUAUAAUUUUUGGAUAGCCUGCUUUUGUUUGGGUGUUUAUUUGUAACUAUUAUUAUAGUUUAUUAAUUAUUGCUCAUGUUACAUAAAAGACAUUUAAAGUACAACUGUAUAUCGAGUUAAUUACUAAAUUUAUCGUAUUUUUUAGAUCCAAGACUAGUCAAAACUCGAAUUUAAUGUUGGUUGGUUUUCAUGAUUAUUAAGUUCUGCGUAUUAAUAUAAUAUGCAGUAUUUAUAUAAAUUGUAUUAUCUUUCUAGGGUUUAUAACUAUAUAACUAGUCAAAUAGGUAGUUUAAUAUAAAAAAAAUAUACGUUUCAUGCAUUUAUUUACUAUUCAAUGGAAUUGAUUAUGAUUUUUUAAAUGUAGUUUAUGUGUAUUGUCUUUUGCCAUUUUCCUUAAGUGUGGCCUUAUAGGCGCUAUUAAUUAUUAAUAUAAGAAAUUCUAUAACUGUAGAACGAAAAUUAAAAAUAUUCAUCUAUGUAAA